This is a messenger RNA of Penicillium canariense, 1386 nucleotides long. RefSeq lists its product as uncharacterized. Lineage: Eukaryota; Fungi; Ascomycota; Eurotiomycetes; Eurotiales; Aspergillaceae. The record is from RefSeq and is a predicted model, not a curated record. The coding region runs from base 1 to 1386 and encodes 461 amino acids. Gene Ontology annotation, molecular function: RNA binding. The transcript is spliced from 6 exons.
AUGGCCGAGAACGCUCCUGCUUCCAACCCCUCCUCGCUGCCUUCGGGCCCCCAGCCCGCUGCCGGCGCUCAGAACCAGCAGUACGACGGUGCUCAAGGCAACGGCCAGACCAACAACCCCUCCCACAUGCCCCCGCCUCCGCGGCCUCCUGUGGUCAUUCCCCAGAACACGAACCCCAUUCCAACCGCCAUGUCCUCGCCCAUGUCUGGCGGCAUGAUGUCUCCCACCAGUGCGGGUGGCUACACCCCCCGCGUGACGGAGGAUAUUCUCAAGCAGAUCUUUGAGACCACUGGCCAUGUGGUUAGCGUGAAGAUUAUCCCGGACAAGAAUUUCAACAGCAAGGGCUACAACUAUGGCUUCGUUGAGUUUGAUGACCCCGGUGCUGCUGAGCGCGCCAUGCAAACCCUGAAUGGCCGCCGUAUCCACCAGUCGGAAAUUCGCGUCAACUGGGCUUACCAGUCCAACAGCACCAGCAAGGAAGACACUUCUAACCACUUCCACAUCUUCGUCGGUGACCUGAGCAACGAAGUGAACGACGAGAUAUUGACUCAGGCUUUCUCUGCCUUUGGCUCGGUCUCCGAGGCCCGUGUGAUGUGGGACAUGAAGACUGGUCGCUCCCGUGGUUACGGCUUCGUCGCCUUCCGGGAUCGCGCAGAUGCGGACAAGGCGCUCAACGCGAUGGAUGGCGAGUGGCUCGGCUCUCGCGCUAUCCGCUGCAACUGGGCCAACCAGAAGGGCCAGCCCUCGAUCUCUCAGCAGCAGGCCAUGGCCGCUAUGGGCAUGACCCCGACCACUCCCUUUGGUCACCAUCAUUUCCCUACCCAGGGCAUCCAGAGCUACGACAUGGUUGUGCAGCAAACCCCGCAGUGGCAGACCACCUGCUACGUCGGUAACCUCACUCCCUACACCUCUCAGAACGACCUCAUCCCCCUGUUCCAAAACUUCGGAUAUGUUCUCGAGACUCGUCUCCAGGCCGACCGGGGUUUCGCCUUUGUCAAGAUGGACUCGCAUGAGAAUGCAGCAAUGGCCAUUUGCCAGCUGAAUGGUUACAACGUCAACGGCCGCCCUCUGAAGUGCAGCUGGGGCAAGGACCGACCUCCCACCGGCCAGUUCGAUAACUUCUCCCCGCAGCAGGCUAGUGCUCCUCCCUUCAACAAUGGCCCUGGAUUCUUCCCUCAGUAUGGCGGUCCCGCAAACCCCAUGAACCAAGGUCCUACCCCUGCUGGUCGAGGCUGGGACCAAGGCAACAAUUUUGGUGGCCCCAGCAUGCCCACCCAGGCCUAUGCACAAGGCAACGCCGGCGGCUACGGUCGUGGUCAGCCCAUGUCCCCGUCUGGUAACUGGGACCAGUCCAACAACAACUUCAACGGAGCCUACCAGGCGUAG